CCAAACUUCACCCGUGUCUGAUUCAAAAGGGAGGGAAGCUUCACUUCCAUCUUUGGAUGAUCUGAUAGAGCAAAGUCUUGGAGACUUCGGGUGGAGACAACUCCUUCAAUCUCUUCUUGUAUCUUUCACAAUGUUCUUCGAUGCACAACAAUCAUUUAUCACCAUCUUCACCGAUGCUCACCCACCGUGGCACUGUACUUCCACCGAUCACAUCACUUGUGACCCAAAAAAUUCCGACAUCUGCAAACUUCCAAGAUCUACUUGGUCCUGGGAUGGACUCUCUUCUAAGACAAUCAUAUCUCAGUGGAACCUUGAAUGUGGUAGUUCUUUCAUUACAGGUUUACCACAAUCUUCUUUCUUCAUGGGGUGCUUAGUUGCUGGGUUUCUUUUCGCCACCUUUGCUGAUUCAUCUCUUGGCAGGAAGAACGUUUUGUUUCUAUCUUGUUUAACCAUGUCAAUUGCUUCAAGCAUCAUUGUCUUCUCCCCCAAUGUCUGGGUUUACUCGGCUUUCAAGUUUUUGAUUGGAUUUUGCCGCUCCUCGCUCGGAACUUGUUCCCUGGUUUUGUUGACAGAGAGAGUGCGUAAAGAGUGGAGGUUCCGAGUUGGAGUGCUUGAGUAUAUUUGGUUCACAUUAGGAUUUCUAUCUCUGCCUGGUAUAGCUUAUGUUAAUAAAGAUUCCUCAUGGAAGUCUCUUUACCUAUGGACAUCAAUUCCUGGAAUUUUCUAUUCUAUCUUUGGUUAUCUUUUUGUUACAGAGUCUCCUAGGUGGCUUCUCAUGCAAGGUCGAGAAAAAGAAGCCAUGGCUACGCUCAAAGGAAUCACUUUAACUUCAUCAGGACUUGGUGGGACUGUGACUUCAACCCAAUUAUUAGUACUCGCCCAACAACAAAAUGCUUCAAUUUUGAACCUCUACUCAUCGAUCAGGGAACUGUUUGGAAAAACUUGGGCUCUUAAACGAGUUGUGACAGUUAUGAUACUUGGUUUUGGAAUUGGAAUGGUAUAUUUUGGCGUGCCUUUGAACGUGGGAAACUUGGGAGUCAACAUAUAUUUGAGCACUGCCUUUAAUGCUUUAUUAGACAUACCGGCUUUUAUAGCCACCUACUUGUUGGAUAAUUGCAGAAGAAAGCCUUCAAUUCUAGGUUUCUCCAUAGCAAGUGGGAUUAGUUGUUUGAUUUGUGCUGUGAUAAGAAAUGAGCUUCAUACAGUGAAGCUAUGGCUUUCUUUGGUGUCAUUUUUCAGUGUAGGUACAGCUUUCAAUGUGUUUCUGAUAUAUGUGAUAGAGCUGUUUCCCACAAGUGUAAGGAACACUGCAACAUCGAUGGCGAGGCAGGCCAUUGUAUUUGGAGCCAUAUUCAGCCCAUUUUUGAUAUCACAAGGAAGGAAAAAUGACUUUUUCUCUUAUGGCAUAUUUGGGGUUAUGAUAUUAGGCAGUGCUUCUUCUAUUCUAUGCUUACCAGAAACCAGAGGAAUUGUUCUAUGUGAUACAAUGGAUCAACAGGUGAGGAAAGAAGGCAGAAAUGUGCAAUGAAGUAUUUAUAUAUUAAACUCAAGUAUUUAUAUCAGUAAUGAAGUAACCUGGAUCCUUUUUGUGCUGAACUCUGAGUCUCUAAACAUUCUUGUUGAUUUGCUUAUGAAGAGAGAGCAGGGCUUUGAAUUCCUACUGUGAUAAUGCUUAGAUUUCUUUGGCGUGAACCUUGUACUAUCUUCUCCAUUUUAGUUCAGUUUAUCAUAAUAAAUUGACUUGGUAGUUUUAUGUAA
Molecule: messenger RNA, 1758 nt
Organism: Prosopis cineraria
Lineage: Eukaryota; Viridiplantae; Streptophyta; Magnoliopsida; Fabales; Fabaceae
Product: organic cation/carnitine transporter 3-like
Exons: 1
Coding region: 131-1528 (465 amino acids)
Biological process (GO): transmembrane transport
Cellular component (GO): membrane
Molecular function (GO): transmembrane transporter activity
Source: RefSeq, a predicted model, not a curated record